This is a messenger RNA of Leptosia nina, 3783 nucleotides long. NCBI's taxonomy places the organism in Eukaryota, Metazoa, Arthropoda, Insecta, Lepidoptera, Pieridae. The record is from the annotation of a GenBank genome assembly.
AUGAACCACAUGGUUACACUUGUAAUAUCAUUAGGAAAUAUGGCUUCCUGGACCCUUCGCGUUCUAGGCAUGCUGUUUUUGCUAGCAGUAACGAACGGCCUAACUAUGGAUGAAGAUGCUACGAAUGAUGCCAUUGCUGCUGCUUCGGCUGAUGAAGGAAGAGAAGUGGCCAUUCUUCUAACUGGACCACAUGAGAAGAGUUCGAGAAGAGAGGAAUUGUUGCAUGGAAAAACAACAGAAGAAAGCGCUUUUUCACUCUUCUAUAAUAGCAAGAGUAAUAAAGUAUCCUUGGAGAGUCUACACGGCGGACAUCUUAAGUCUGUAUCAUGGGGUCUGGGGUCACACCCACGGGAGACCUUGCUGCUAAUUGUAACACACGAAAAGGUCAAACUAUAUGUUGGAUGUCAACCCUUACAUUGGCACCCUAUGUCUGGGAGACACGACAUUUUAGCCUUGCUGGCGAAUAAGAAAUUUAAAUUGUAUCACGAAGAGAAUGCCCAAGUCGAGAUUCACGGAAGCGCAAAGGCAGCUGUCUCUUCUCUCAAAUGCGAUGAAGAUUUCAGCCCACCUACCCUCGUGACAGUAGACUCAGACGUGGAGGAAGUCAAAGACUUUAUAGCCAGGGAAGAAAGACUCAAACGGGAAGAGAUGCAGGGUGACGAUUACAGAACAAAUUAUAUAGAUCCUAAUAUUCUACCGACUCUACAGCCGACUACUCCACCAAGAGGGGAUAUACCUAAUAUGGAUAUAGAGUCGUGUGAUGACGAAGUAAUACGUCAACUGAAACUACUGCGGGAGACUGUGGAACUUUUGAGGCGAGAGUUAGGCGACCAGAAGGGUACCAUUGAGAACCUUCGCAACCAGCUCCGUAUAUGCUGCAGUCGUGCGCCAGCGCCGCCAGUCGAGAGAUGUACCGGAUCCUCCUGUUACCCUGGAGUCCAAUGUCGGAAUGUAGCAAGUGGAAUCGAAUGCGGACCCUGUCCUUCAGGAACGGAAGGAGAUGGCCGGAGAUGCAGGCCUAUACCUUGCAGCCGACGGCCUUGCUCGCAAACGGAGUAUUGCGUUGAUUCGGAGCAAGGAUUCCGCUGCGAGAGGUGCCCUGGCAGGCAGACAAGUGAUGGACAGACCUGUCGGACGCCAUGCAGUUCCAACCCCUGCUUCGGAGGACGUGUCCAAUGUCAAGAUAUGCCUGAUGGUGGCUUCCGCUGCGGUAACUGUCCACCUGGAUUUACUGGAAAUGGGGAGCAGUGUACCAGGAUCACUUGUAGGCAGAUAUCGUGCCAUCAAGGCGUGGAAUGUCAAGAGACACCUUCGGGUCCGCGAUGUGGUUCCUGCCCGGGUGGAUAUUUGGGAGACGGUCAGAGGUGCCAACAUAUCUGCGAUUCACGGAGGCCAUGCGGGGACAGGCGUUGUACACCAACUGCUUCCAGCCCCUUCUAUGAGUGUGAGGGCUGCCAGAAAGGGUACGAAUGGAACGAUGGGCAAGGAUGUCUUCACAUCUGUGACACACGGCGUCCUUGUGGAGAUAGAAAAUGCUCCCCCUCAACAACUGUACCCUUCUAUGAAUGCGAGAGUUGCCCCCCGGGAUACGAGUGGACUGGGGGACGGUGUCAGCACAUCUGCGAUACGCGGCGGCCUUGUGGUGAACGACGUUGUGUUCCCAGCCUUUCUAACAAUUUCUUUGAUUGCGAAGGAUGUCCUCAAGGGUUUGAAUGGAAUGGGGAAAGGUGUCAACACUUAUGUGACUUGCGACGGCCGUGUGGGGAGAGGAGAUGUAUCCCCAAAACGAGUAAUCCCUUUUACGAUUGCGAAGGCUGUCCUAAUGGAUAUGAGUGGAAUGGUUACGCUUGUGUAGACAUGGAUGAAUGUGAUCUAAUUCGUCCCUGUGACGAAAUGGUAUCUUGUAGCAACGUGGAUGGAGGCUUCAUAUGCGGACCCUGUCCUCCUGGAUUUGAGGGCAGUUCCGGCUGGAGAGGCUCAGGAGACGAGAGGAGACGAGAACACUGCGUGGAUAUAGAUGAAUGUGCUGAUGGCAGAGAACCAUGUUCCAGAGGACGAUUGUGUGUCAAUACUCCGGGCUCAUUCACCUGUGUGCCGUGCGGAGGUAACUUCUACGUGAACACAUCCAGACCCUGUAUCGACGUUGGUGAUUUAGUGCAGCGCUGUGACCCAGCACGUUGCCGUCGUUUCAAUGCGGUUUGCGGAUAUGGACAAAACUGUGUUUGUGCGACUGGUUGGGCUGGAAAUGGUACAGUUUGUGGUCCCGACCGCGAUAUAGACGGAUAUCCGGAUCACCAAUUGCUCUGCGACGAUAUACACUGUAAAGCUGACAACUGUCCAGAUGUAUCUAAUUCUGGACAAGAAGAUGCUGAUAAAGAUGGUAUUGGGGACUCUUGCGACCCAGAUGCAGAUGGUGAUGGAAUUCCAAAUAUACCAGAUAAUUGCCCAUUAAUACCAAAUCCUGAUCAAUUAGACCGAGAUGAGGAUCGAAGCGAUAAGAGAGGGGAUGCUUGUGAUAAUUGUCCACGAAGGUUCAAUCCAGGACAAGAAGAUGCGGAUCGAGAUGGUUUAGGAGAUAUCUGUGAUCCAGACAUGGAUAAUGAUGGAAUCCUCAAUGAAAAUGACAACUGUCCGCGAGUGUUCAACCCUCAGCAGGAAGAUAUGGACGGGGACUACAUUGGGGAUUUGUGUGAUAAUUGUCCUCGUGUUAGGAAUACACAACAAGAUGACGCUGACAAGGACAAUGUUGGCGAUGCCUGUGACAGCGAUGUUGAUAGAGAUCAAGAUGGAAUUCAAGAUGGCCUUGAUAACUGUCCAAAUCUAGCCAAUAGUGACCAACAAGAUGUAGAUAAUGAUGGAAAAGGAGACGCUUGCGAUGAUGAUAUAGAUGGUGACGGAAUUCCAAACUUAGAGGAUAAUUGUCCUCUUGUACACAAUCCUGAUCAACUUGAUAGUAAUGGUGACGGAAUUGGAAAUGCAUGCGAUAAUGACAACGAUGGAGACAAAGUUACCAACGACCUGGAUAACUGUCCAAACAACUCUAAAAUAUUCCGCACAGAUUUUAGGAACUAUAUGACUGUCAGACUGGACCCUGAAGGUACAUCGCAGCAGGAUCCCAACUGGGAGAUAGCUAAUGAAGGCGCGGAAAUCAUUCAAACCCUGAAUUCUGAUCCUGGUCUCGCGGUCGGCUUCGAAAACUUUGGUGGAGUUGACUUUGAGGGUACACUAUUCGUGGAUUCACAGAUUGACGAUGAUUAUGUUGGAUUUAUAUUUGGAUACCAGAACAACAAACGGUUCUACGUGGUGAUGUGGAAGAAAAACACCCAAACGUACUGGCAGACGACACCAUUCCGCGCUGUGGCUGAACCAGGAAUACAACUUAAGUUAGUUAACUCGAAGACUGGUCCCGGAAAGACAUUAAGAAACUCACUAUGGAAUACAGAAUCGACUCCAGAUCAGGUGACACUCCUUUGGAAGGACCCACGCAACGUAGGUUGGCGUGAAAAGACUGCCUACCGCUGGCGUCUACUCCACAGGCCCAAAAUAGGUCUUAUACGUCUGAAGAUCUACGAGAACAACCGGCUAGUAGCUGACUCUGGCAACGUUUACGAUUUCACUCUGAAGGGAGGACGACUUGGGGUGUUCUGUUUCUCGCAAGAAAUGAUUAUUUGGUCCAAUCUUGUUUAUAGGUGUAACGACAAAAUACCGUCGAAUAUUGUGUCAGAAUUACCCACGAGGUUGCUGAAGAAGUUAGAAGUAGACCACGACUUCAUUUACACAUAA